AUGGGGGAUGAUAGCGGCGAAGCGCUCUCGACAGCUGGCCAUUGUGAGCCUCCUCACGUGUUGCCCGCUGCUUUUUCUCUGCAGAAAUUCAAACUUGGGAUGGGAGGGAGGGGGGGAGCGGGGGAGGAGGGGAGGAGGGAUUCCGAAGGAAGGGGGGAUGAUAGUGACGGCGUAUCGCACCCGACAGCUGGCCAUUGGCAUAUCGACAGGCUGUCUCGUCACCGCCUUUCUCUCUCUCCUCGCCAUGCACCAGGUGCGCCCUACUCUCUCUCGUUCGCCAGGUGCGCUGUGCUGCUCUCUUGUUCUGUUCCCAUCUGGUAUGCUCUGUUUCGCCAAUCAACUCUUCCCAAUCCCCAUGCUCCCCCAUCCCCCCAUGCUCCCCCAUCCCCCCAUGCUCCCCCAUCCCCCCAUGCUCCCCCAUCCCCCCAUGCUCCCCCAUCCCCCCAUGCCCCCCCUUCCUUUCAUGCUCCGCAUUCUUGCUUAUCUCCUUCCAACGCCUCACACCCAUGUAACUCCCUUCCUCUCUCGAUCCCUCCUCUUUGGUUUUCCCAUCUCCCUUUCUCUAAUCCUCAAUCCCCCCAUUAUUCCCCUUCUCUCCCACUUCUCUUCCGCAUCUCACACCCUUCUCUCCUGCCUCCCUUUCCUUAUCACUCCUUUCCCCAUUUUCCCUACCUCCGGACCCCCUACCUCCGGACCCCCUACCUCCGGACCCCCUGCCUCCGGAACCCCUGCCACGCCACCCACCCCCCCUGCCACGCCACCCACCCCCCCUGCCACGCCACCCACCCCCCCUGCCCCCGCCCCUCCGCCUCCCCCGCCUGCCUCCGCUCCCUUACCUCCGCCUUCCUGCCUCCCCCCUCUCCCCCCCCCUUCCGCUCCCCACUUCCGCCCCGUCCCCCCUCCUUCAACCCUCCUACUGCUGAGCACGUGACAAGAAUGGCCGCGGAAGACACAGCGGGGGUGGUGCGGGAGGAGGUGGGGCGGCUGGGCGGACAGGUGGAGGAGACUUUUGACUCCCCCCCCCCCUCUCCCUCUUACUACCUCCACCCCCCCCUUACUACCUCCGCCCCCUUGCCUCCCGUCCUUGUCCUACCUCAAAGUUCAAACCCCCCUGCUCCCCUGCCUCCCCCCCUCUCCCCCCUUCCUUACCAGAAGUAUGUAGAACGAAUUGCAGCAGAGAACGUGACAGGGGUGGUGCGGGAGGAGGUGGGCCGGCUGGGCGGGCAGUUGGAAAGCGUGCAGGCGCUGCAGCGCGCCAGAGCCAAGGCCAGAACGUGGCGCCCCCUGCAGGCUGGGCUGGGCGGGCAGUAUGUAGAACGAAUCGCAGCAGAGAACGUGACAGGGGUGGUGAGGGAGGAGGUGGGGCGGCCGGGCGGGCAGUUGGAAAGCGUGCAGGCGCUGCAGCGCGCCAGAGCUGGGGCCAGAGCGUGGCUCCCCAUUCUAUCCCUCUUCUCAUCCCAUUCCCCCUGCCUCCGCACAACCCCUCCAGAGUAUGUAGAACGAAUCGCAGCAGAGAAUGUCACAGGGGUGGUGAGGGAGGAGGUGGGGCGGCUGGGCGGGCAGGUGGAAAACGUGCAGGCCCUGCAGAGGGCCAGAGCCAAGGCGGGCGGCAGCAACGGGAUGGCGGACUUGGGCGGCGACUGGGCGGUGAUGCUGGAGGCGCGGGCACGGGACGCGGAGCAGCGGGCGGCGCAGCUGAAUGAGACGGUGGGGCGGCUCACGGCCGGCAUGCAGAAACAGGCAGCAGAAAUCGCGGCUCUCAAGGUGGGUACAGUGCGGUGUGGUGCGGUCAAGGUGGGUGCAAUGAGACGUUAG
Closterium sp. Naga37s-1 is the source of this 1815-nucleotide messenger RNA. Lineage: Eukaryota; Viridiplantae; Streptophyta; Zygnematophyceae; Desmidiales; Closteriaceae. The record is from the annotation of a GenBank genome assembly.